Molecule: messenger RNA, 4156 nt
Organism: Juglans regia (Persian walnut)
Lineage: Eukaryota; Viridiplantae; Streptophyta; Magnoliopsida; Fagales; Juglandaceae
Product: ABC transporter B family member 15-like
Exons: 7
Coding region: 106-3867 (1253 amino acids)
Biological process (GO): transmembrane transport
Cellular component (GO): membrane
Molecular function (GO): ATP hydrolysis activity; ATP binding; ABC-type transporter activity
Source: RefSeq, a predicted model, not a curated record
GGUCACGCCCUUUCGGAAAGCAAGUAAAGGGCAGUCUGCAGUCACAACCUCCUGACGUGGUCCGCGAAUCUUACUGUUGUUUGUUUCCCGGGAAAAAGUAGAAAAAUGGGAAAGGAAAAAGGCAGCGUGGUCAUGAAGAAGGGAAAGGGCUCCAUACGCUCUAUGUUCAUGCAUGCGGACGGUGUAGACUUGUUGUUGAUGGUUUUUGGGAUCCUUGGAUGCGUUGGCGAUGGGUUCUCUACGCCGCUGGUGUUGUUUAUCAGUAGCCGGUUGAUGAACAAUAUCGGCGGUGCGUCAAUUUCGUCAUCACAGAGUUUUCAGCGUAACAUCAAUAAGAAUGCUGUGGCUCUGAUGUACUUGGCUUGUGGGUCAUUCGUAGCUUGUUUCCUAGAGGGGUAUUGUUGGACCAGAACAGGUGAAAGACAAGCGGCAAGAAUGAGAGUUAAAUAUUUGAAGGCAGUGUUGCGCCAAGAUGUGGGUUACUUUGAUUUGCAUGUGACAAGCACAUCCGAGGUCAUCACGAGUGUCUCCAAUGAUAGCCUCGUAAUCCAAGAUGCUAUAAGCGAAAAGGUCCCAAAUUUUUUGAUGAAUGCUUCUAUGUUCAUCGGAAGCUAUAUAGCAGCGUUCUUAUUGCUAUGGAGACUAGCCAUUGUGGGGUUCCCAUUUAUUGUGCUUCUAGUAAUUCCUGGUCUGAUGUAUGGAAGGACUCUAAUGGGACUGGCGAGGAAGAUCAGGGAAGAGUACAAUCAAGCCGGCACAAUAGCAGAGCAGGCAAUAUCUUCUAUCAGAACAGUCUAUGCGUUUGUUGGGGAAAGCAAGACAACGGCGGCGUUCUCUGCAGCUUUGCAAGGGUCGGUGAAGUUGGGGCUGAGUCAGGGCUUGGCUAAAGGCUUGGCCAUCGGAAGCAACGGCGUUGUUUUUGCUAUUUGGUCUUUCACGUCUUACUACGGUAGUAGACUUGUCAUGUACCAUGACGCCAAAGGUGGGACUGUUUUCGUUGUCGGUGCUGCCAUUGCCGUUGGUGGAUUAGCUCUAGGUGCUGGUUUAUCCAACUUGAAAUACAUCUCUGAAGCAAUGUCAGCCGGAGAACGUAUAACGGAAGUGAUAAAAAGAGUCCCCAAGAUUGACUCCGACAACAUGGAAGGCGAGAUUUUAGAGAGUGUCUCAGCUGGAAGCGUGGAAUUUAAACACGUUGAAUUCGCAUACCCGUCAAGACCCGAGAGCAUUAUCUUUAAAGAUUUCUGCUUAGAGAUUCCAGCAGGAAAGACUCUGGCUUUGGUGGGCGGGAGUGGCUCGGGAAAAUCCACCGCGAUAGCACUGUUGCAGAGGUUUUAUGACCCACUUGGAGGAGAGAUACUUCUUGAUGGGGUUGCCAUUGAUAAGUUGCAGCUCAGGUGGCUAAGGUCGCAGAUGGGAUUGGUGAGCCAAGAGCCUGCACUUUUUGCAACCACCAUCAAGGAAAACAUACUUUUCGGUAAGGAGGAUGCAACAGAGGAAGAGGUUAUCGAGGCUGCCAAAGCAGCCAACGCUCACAAUUUCAUUUCUCAGCUCCCCCAGGGAUAUGAUACUCAGGUUGGUGAGAGAGGUGUUCAAAUGUCGGGAGGCCAGAAGCAGAGGAUCGCCAUUGCGCGAGCAAUAAUCAAGAAACCCAGAAUCCUACUCCUAGACGAGGCAACAAGCGCAUUAGACUCAGAAUCCGAACGGGUUGUCCAGGAAGCCCUUGACAAGGCUGCCGUUGGCCGCACCACCAUUGUCAUUGCUCACCGUCUGUCCACCAUUCGAAAUGCAGACGUGAUUGCUGUCGUCCAAAAUGGCCAAGUCAUGGAGACAGGGUCACACGACGACUUGAACCAAAUCGAAGAUGGCCUUUACACUUCCCUUAUCCGUCUUCAACAGACCGAGAAACAAAGGGGUCCAGAAGAUCUAGUCAAUCAUGUUAAUUCAUCUUACAUAUCAAAUGUGGACAUAAACAACACCAGCAGCCGCAGGCUCUCUAUGGUGAGCAGGUCCAGUUCUGCCAACUCGGCAGCUCCAAGUCGAGCUUCACUUGCUGGAGAUCAAGACCGUGUAGAUGACAACAAAUUGCCAGUACCAUCGUUUCGGAGAUUGCUAGGUUUGAAUCUCCCGGAGUGGAAGCAGGCAUGCUUGGGGUGUUUGGGUGCUAUAUUGUUUGGUGCGGUUCAACCUGUGUAUGCAUUCGCAAUGGGGUCAAUGAUAUCAGUAUAUUUUCUGACAAGCCACGAUGAGAUUAAGGACAAGACAAGAAUCUACGCACUAUGUUUUCUUGGAUUGGCUGUGUUCUCGCUGCUAAUUAAUGUUAUCCAGCAUUAUAAUUUCGCCUACAUGGGAGAGCACUUGACGAAGAGGAUUAGGGAGAGGAUGCUUUCCAAGAUACUCACUUUUGAAGUUGGGUGGUUCGAUGAGGAUGAGAAUUCUAGUGGCGCCAUUUGCUCUAGACUCGCCAAGGAUGCCAAUGUGGUGAGAUCUUUAGUGGGUGACAGGAUAGCCCUCAUCGUACAAACCUUCUCGGCUGUAGUUGUCGCCUUCACCAUGGGCUUGGUCAUUGCAUGGAGGCUUGCCAUCGUCAUGAUAGCCGUCCAGCCUAUCAUCAUAGUUUGCUACUACACUCGGCGGGUCCUACUCAAAAGCAUGUCCAGCAAAGCCAUCAAAGCCCAAGACGAAAGCAGUAAACUCGCUGCUGAGGCUGUUGCUAACCUUCGAACUGUCACUGCCUUCUCAUCCCAAGGCCGAAUCCUAAAAAUGCUUGAAAAGGCCCAAGAAGGUCCACGACUAGAGAGCGUAAGACAGUCGUGGUACGCAGGUGUUGGGCUUGGCGCCUCUCAAAGCCUCACAACUUGCACUUGGGCUUUAGACUUUUGGUACGGUGGCAGACUUAUCUCCCAGGGUUACAUCACAGCAAAAGCUUUGUUUGAGACUUUCAUGAUCUUGGUAAGCACGGGUCGUGUUAUUGCUGAUGCUGGAAGCAUGACCUCCGACCUUGUCAAGGGCUCAGAUGCCGUUGGGUCAGUCUUUGCCGUUUUAGACCGAUACACAAGAAUUGAGCCCACAGACCCUGAAGGUUACCAUGCUGAGAAGAUAACGGGCAAAGUGGAAAUUCGUGAUGUGGACUUUGCAUACCCAGCUAGGCCUGACGUGAUGAUCUUCAAAGGCUUCUCGAUCGUUAUAGAAGCUGGGAAAUCAACAGCGUUGGUGGGACAAAGUGGGUCUGGAAAAUCAACUAUCAUAGGAUUAAUUGAGAGAUUUUACGACCCACUCAAAGGUUCAGUGAAAAUUGAUGGUAGAGAUAUAAGGUCAUUCCAUCUUAGGUCCUUAAGGAAGCACAUUGCACUUGUUAGCCAAGAGCCCACACUAUUUGCCGGCACCAUUAGAGAGAACAUCGCGUACGGAGCAUCGGAUAAAGUUGAUGAAACAGAGAUCAUAGAGGCCGGUAGAUUAGCCAAUGCUCACAAUUUCAUUGCGGGCCUAAAGGAUGGAUAUGACACUUGGUGUGGAGACAAAGGGGUGCAGCUCUCGGGGGGACAGAAGCAACGUAUUGCAAUAGCUCGAGCCAUAUUAAAAAACCCGUCUGUGCUAUUGCUAGACGAGGCGACAAGUGCACUAGAUAGUCAGUCGGAGAAAGUAGUGCAAGACGCGUUGGAGAGGGUGAUGGUGGGGAGGACGAGCGUGGUGGUGGCACAUAGAUUGAGCACCAUAAGAAACUGUAAUCAGAUUGCAGUUUUGGAAAAGGGGAGGGUGGUGGAGAUGGGGACCCAUUCAUCUUUGUUAGAGAAGGGCCCAAAUGGAGCUUACUACUCGCUAAUCAAUCUUCAAAGGACCCCGACUGAUAUUAGCCGCCCCUUCAACUGAAGUACUACUUGCAUGCAAUCAUGAUCGAGGACCGGCUUCCUAUUUAAUUUAAACCUCCUUUUUUGGUCGGUGAAUUAAUUAAACACCCAACCCCAUGAUCAUCAUGUGUAUGCAUGCAUGGCAGCCGGCCAUCAUGUUGCAUGCAUGACCUUGAUCAAUAUCUUCUUCUUCUUUUUUUGUACUACGUACUCCAUCUAUCUUUCUAUCUUUAUGAUCUGCAAACGUACUACGUAUCACGCGAGGAGAUCAAAAAAGGUUUGCUUCAGAAUGCAACAUAUAUAUAUAUAUA